Molecule: messenger RNA, 3929 nt
Organism: Pectinophora gossypiella (pink bollworm)
Lineage: Eukaryota; Metazoa; Arthropoda; Insecta; Lepidoptera; Gelechiidae
Gene: Vps26
Product: vacuolar protein sorting-associated protein 26B-like
Exons: 1
Coding region: 168-1547 (459 amino acids)
Biological process (GO): intracellular protein transport; retrograde transport, endosome to Golgi
Cellular component (GO): endosome; retromer complex
Source: RefSeq, a predicted model, not a curated record
GACAUAAAAUCAGUCGCCAUCUUUGCUUCAACCUUUCAAUCGCCUCUACCGAUUUGCGGGCGUUCCGUCGCCGUUUUUUCAAUGUUUUGCUCAAAAAAAUCAUUAUUAUUCGCGUCAAAAGCCACGUAAAAAGUGCCUACAGUUUUGCGUAACAAUUUGGUGUGAAAAUGAGUUUUUUCGGAUUUGGUCAGACUGCGGAUAUCGAAAUCGUUUUCGAAGAUGCUGACAAGCGGAAGGUUGCCGAAGUGAAAACGGACGACGGGAAAAAGGAGAAGCUCCUGCUGUAUUAUGACGGGGAAACUGUCUCCGGCCGAGUGAACGUCACUCUGCGAAAGCCGGGCUCCAAAUUGGAACACCAAGGCAUCAAGGUCGAGCUCGUAGGUCAGAUUGAAUUAUUUUACGACAGAGGUAAUCAUCAUGAAUUUAUAUCGUUGGUCAAGGAGCUCGCUAGGCCCGGCGACUUGCUGCAGCACCAGUCGUACCCUUUUGAGUUCCCUAAUGUUGAAAAACCGUAUGAAGUGUACACAGGAGCGAACGUGAGAUUGAGGUAUUUCCUUCGUGCGACAAUUGUUCGCCGCCUCACUGAUAUUGUCAAGGAGGUAGACAUCGCUGUACACACGCUCUGCAGCUACCCGGACGUCCUCAACUCCAUAAAGAUGGAAGUAGGCAUAGAAGACUGCCUCCACAUAGAGUUUGAAUAUAACAAAUCGAAAUACCACCUGAAAGAUGUAAUAGUGGGUAAGAUUUACUUCCUCUUGGUACGCAUCAAGAUCAAACAUAUGGAAAUAUCCAUCAUAAAGAGAGAAACAACUGGUUCUGGACCAAACACAUUUACUGAGAAUGAAACUGUUGCAAAAUAUGAAAUAAUGGAUGGAGCACCAGUGAGAGGUGAGAGUAUUCCAAUAAGAGUGUUCCUGGCUGGGUAUGACCUCACACCAACCAUGAGAGACAUAAGCAAUAAAUUCUCUGUAAGAUAUUAUCUGAAUCUAGUGUUGAUGGAUACAGAGGACAGACGCUAUUUCAAGCAACAGGAAGUCACACUGUGGAGGAAAAGUGACAAGUCAAGACUACCAUUACAUAAUCCUCACGUACCGCAGACAUUGUCACACCCAUCUAGCCAACUGAGACAGCACAGUGCAUCAAGUGAGGAUAAUGCUGCGAGAGUGGUCACACCAUCUAUGCCUGAAAAUGCCAUGCAGAGAUCUAUUUCCCCAUCAAUGGCUGAUGGUGACAAACAAAAUGGACCAACACAAAUGGAGCAAGAAAAACCUGAAGUGAUAACAAAAAAAUUAGCUAACACCCACAUUGAGAAUGACCAUGGAGAGGUCUCUCCAAUAUUAGAACAACCCAUUGAAAAGCCUCCAGUAGCUGAGAAACCACAGGUGACUGAAAAACCACAAGUGACUGAAAAACUGGAGGUAGUGGAAAAACCUCAGUUAGAGAAACCACAGUUGGCGGAGAAACCGUUACUGGCUGAGAAACCCCAGAUAGCUGAAAAGCCCCUACUCAGCCGACCAGAGAGUGUUGAAGCUGAACCGAGUCAAUAGCCGAUAUGUGCUUGUGCGGUCGACAGUGCCGUCACCGAUGAAAUGAACUGUAUGUUUUCAUAUUUGAAAACAAUUAUUUAGAACGCUGGAACUGACUAUUUCCUGGUAAAUAAUAAUGAAGUUAUUAAGCCCAUUGUUCCACUUUUGUAUUAAUGUUGUGCACUUAGCUGAUGCAAAUUAUCAUAUGAAUAAAUUGUAUCGGAUGGAGUGAAGAUAAUAUUGAAUUGAAAAGAGAUUGUGUGAAAUGGGCUCUAAACGUAAGUGUAUUCUAAUAAUAAUUUGUGUUAACACAUACAUUUUAAUAUCUUGAUAAAGGUCUGUCAUGAAAUAUCAGUUGAGGAUUAAAAUCUAUUCAGCAGAGUUAAAAUAUGAGCUUAAAAUGUGUACUGCAAUGUAUGAGGCAUGUUUUGUUGGUAGUAACAUAUUGUCAUUGCGGCUGUGAUGUUACUUCAUAGCUUAUAAUUGAAGACAUCUAUUCCCUUGGUUUCGGAAAAUAUUUAUUAAUAUAAUAUCAUGUGGUAGUAUAGAAUGUGCCUAAAAAUGAUUCCCUUGCGCUUGGCAGCUUCAUUGUUAACUCUGUUUCAUCUGUACUAAAGAAAUGUUUUAAAAGAAUCCACAAUCGUUUUUGAAGAGCAAAUACAGCCAUUUCACUGGAAUCCAGCACAUUAAUGUGCUAUCACACACCUUAUCAAACGUUGUUGGUUUAGUUCAUAAGAAAUUUAUCAAAAAGUGAUUCAUUGAACUUGUAUUUAACGUAUUUAUUUGUAUAAUUAUGCUUUUAUCGAUUUAUUUUUCAUUGUACACAUUUUGAUUGAAUUUCAUUACACUUGAUUCAUUUGCAUAAAAGGUGAGUAGUAGGUAGUGUUUUUAAGGUUUUAACUAAUGGAUGAGGUACGAGAGUUGUGUAUGAAGACUUGUAUAGGUCGAAGUUGCGCAGAUACAUUGAGUCUGCUAGCGAACCACAAAUGAUUCAAGUCAGCCGAAUGCGGUAUGUCUGGUACCUAUAAAUCGUGUAAAUUUUGUACAGGAUUGAAAUGGAUGAAGGUGUUUACACACAUUUCGUCGUUUAGUUAAAAUUAGUUUCGUUUCGUUCUGAAAAUGUUUUCUGUAGCUGUUUUAGAGAACGUUACUAAUUCGUCUUAACGAAAUAAUUGUCGAGUUUUAUACAACUUUGGAAACCUGUUUUCCAUCGCGUUAGCAUGACAACAUACUACAUACUGUGAAGUUAAAACAACUUUACCAUGGACGUACUAUUACGUAACGUAUUCUAAAACGACAUGGAAAAAUAAUCGGUUAAAUGUCUGUAAAUACCUUUUGAUAUUGUUGGAUAGGUAGUCGUUUUCUUACAAUGUUAUUCAUAAUGUGUGAUUUAAGGAGUGUAUAUUGAGUCGGGAUACAAAUAUAGGAAUUGUAAAAUAUCUGUGUUGGAAGCACGUGUGAAGAGAAGGUCUUUAAGAUGCUUCUCUACUCAUCAUUCUCACAUUUAGACUUAAGAAGUCAUUAACAAACCAGUUUAGAUAUGGCAUGACCAAGAGAAUGUCACUUAUAUAGUUAAAGGUAUCUACGUAUUAUGCGGAUCAAAAGGGGGAAUAUAGACAGUUUCAUUGAUAAAGAACUUAAGAGCUCAUUCACAUCUGUAGUGACCUUAAAUCGUUUAAUAAUCUAACGUUACUCCUUGUGUGUGCCAUUCAACAUAUAGCAGUAGACCUGAGUCAUUUUUUUACGUCGCGCCAUCAUAAAUGUGAAGCGACGUGUACAUAAUAGCAGUUUUAUUUGUAUAUCUAUUUACUACAUAUCACUGCUCUGAAACAAUAUACCUAGGAGGGCACACAACUCUACCAUUCACCAAUUGAUUUCAAUUGAAACCGUCGAGCGUAUUUUAUACCAAUUGAGCUUUGAGUGGAAAUUGAGAUUCUUUCACAAACAACUAGGAUUUCAAUCAAUGUAUCCGUAAGGUACACAUCGAAAACGCAAUAAUAGUGCUUAUAUUUAACAUCGUAACAAAAUGAAUCUAAAAGACUAUUGUCUGUAAAAAGUAUACUAAAAAUAUGUAAUUACAGAAUUAUAACAUAGUAAAAUAGGUUUUAAUAAAGUUAUUUGGCUGUGGAUUGGCGUAGCACUCUGAAAUUAAUCGUAACAAAAUGUUAUCAGACUACACACGAUGUUCUUGGAGGGUUGGUCCACGGUCAAUAUACUAUAAUAAAUAGUUAUUAUUUUAUGUAAAAUAGGAGAAAGUCCAUGUUAUGUAAAACAUUAUGUUAUUAUUAUCAUCAAAUUGUUUGGUUUUAGUAUCGUGUAUAAAAGAUAUCUUUUUUCUAUUGAGAUUAAGGGCGCAUGUCGAUUAUAUCAUAUUGUUAAUAAAAUAUAUGUAUAAAUUGCUGA